Lactuca virosa is the source of this 1190-nucleotide messenger RNA. Lineage: Eukaryota; Viridiplantae; Streptophyta; Magnoliopsida; Asterales; Asteraceae. The record is from the annotation of a GenBank genome assembly.
AUGAUUGGUCGUUCCACCAUUAAAACCUGUGUGAAACCCUUCGUCCAUCCAAGUGGGCCCAUCAACAGUGUGAUGCCUCAAUCUGCAUCAAGUUCAUGCUGUUUUCAUCUCUCACUUGGAUGUGUGAAACCAAAUCAUGUUGUGAAGACAAACUCCCGCCACUCUCUUACUGCAAACCCUAGGAGCAACAGCAACAACAACUGGCAGUUGUUAAGCAUCAAAACUGCUAUGCGAUCCAGAAGCGGGACACAAAAGACACGCUUUGAUCUUUCACUGGGGUCCCGCAGUAUGAACUUACGGCUUUUAUUUCCAAAACAAGGAAUCAUCUCUAGAAUGAAAUGGAGUUUGGUACCUGGAUCUUGGACACAAGGGUGUGCAUCAGCUGGGGUUGCAAUGGGAUUAGCUGUUUGCAGUUCAAGUUCUGAGCCAUCAUAUGCUGAAGCAGAAGAGAAGAAGGAAGAAGACGACUGUAGUUCAUCAAAUACUAACUUUUCACAUGGAAAGCAAGUUCAUACUGAUUAUUCUGUUAUAGGAAUACCUGGAGAUGGGAGAUGUUUGUUUCGGGCUGUUGCACAUGGAGCAUGUAUACGAUCAGGGAAGCCUGCUCCUAGUGAGAGAAUGCAAAGAGAGUUGGCUGAUGAAUUGCGUGCCAGGGUGGCAGAUGAAUUUGUUAAAAGACGGGAAGAAACUGAAUGGUUUAUUGAAGAUGACUUUGCUUCAUAUGUGUCACAAAUGAGGAAGACACAUGUAUGGGGAGGGGAACCUGAAUUACUCAUGGCUUCUCAUGUUCUCAAGAUGCCAAUUUGGGUGUAUAUGAGUGAUGCGGAUUCAGGUGGUCUGAUAUGUAUUGCAGAAUAUGGUGAUGAAUACAAGAGUAGUAGUAGUCAUAAGAAAGAUGAUCCAAAUCCAAUCAGAGUGUUGUACCAUGGUUUUGGUCAUUAUGAUGCUUUGCAUAUCCCCACCCCUCCUCCUAAAAAGGAUUCCCGAUCCAGAUUGUAAAAUUAUUGUUCUUACUUAAUGUUGUUACACAAGUCUAACUGUAACAUCAAUAACCAUAAAAAGAAAUAGGUUUAAUAUUUACUGAUUAUUUAUUUAUUUAUUUAUUAUUAUCUACUAAGGUUGUUGAAAUUCAAUCUAGUAAAUAAUACAGAAAGAAAGAGUAAUGAGGAACUGCUGAUCUUUUUUCUUUA